Paramecium pentaurelia is the source of this 684-nucleotide messenger RNA. NCBI's taxonomy places the organism in Eukaryota, Ciliophora, Oligohymenophorea, Peniculida, Parameciidae. The record is from the annotation of a GenBank genome assembly.
AUGNAUAUAGAAAACUAAUCAUUUUUUAUAAUUUUUAAUACCUAACUUUUUUUAAUUUUCAAUACCAACCCCACCCAAAACAAAGUUACCAAUCAUGAAAAAAAUUAUCAAUAAAGAGAAGAUUUCUCCAAGCUCCUUCACUACAAGUUGUAUAAUUCAUUGCUGACCACCAUCUUGGUCCUUCUCCUAAGUAAGGUAACAAGUAUGAAUUAAACAUAAUACAUAAAAUAUAGCAAGGCCAUAUUCUUAAUAAUCUAUGCAAUAUAACUAAGAAUAUUGAUAUUGGAUUCUUUGCCAAUGCCUUAGCUCUUUUUGUUUCACACAUAACAAAUGCCAUAAAAAAUCCACCAAGCCAAAAAAAUACAUCUACUGAAUAUAACAUGUCCACUGUAAUUAUGGCUCUUUAAGAUUAUAAAGCUUAUAAUAAUUCCAUUUAAUAUGUAGAUUAAAUUAUUAAUAAUGCUGAAUGUCCAUAAACAACCAUCAUAAAUGCAAUAGAUCUAACUCCAUUAAAAAUAGCCAAAUUUGGAUCAAUUGUUUUAAGAUCAAUCAAUUUAUUAUAAUUUUCAAUUAAAGAAAAAUCAGCAAUAAUUCCUUUUGGUUUUUUUGUUUAAGAAUUAGUUAAUGAAUCUAGUAAUCUUUUAUAAGGAUCCAUUAAUCCUAAACAAAAAAGAAUAAAAAUGA